Molecule: messenger RNA, 2534 nt
Organism: Lobosporangium transversale
Lineage: Eukaryota; Fungi; Mortierellomycota; Mortierellomycetes; Mortierellales; Mortierellaceae
Exons: 5
Coding region: 248-2224 (658 amino acids)
Biological process (GO): regulation of DNA-templated transcription
Cellular component (GO): guanyl-nucleotide exchange factor complex
Source: RefSeq, a predicted model, not a curated record
GAGAAGAAAGAGUAUCUGCACACACACACAAACAAACAUUCAAAUUGAACACUUUCUCAUUCAUCUUACGCCCUUCCUUUUUUUGUCUUGCGCAGCCGAUAAAAAGUCCAAUAAGAGACUCAAAGAGAGAAAGAAAGAGAGAAAAAGAAAAAGAAAGAAACAAAGAUAGGAAGAACCUGUGCGAGAGACAACAACAACAACAGCAGCAGCAGCAGCAGGAGCACAAUAUCGACAAUAACAGUUCAACAUGAUCCCUACCCGCCCUAUUGAAACAACCCAUGCAGAUUCAACCGAUUCAGUUGCCAAUGUAGAUUCAUGGAUCUAUUCUUUCUUUUCUUCCAGUACAGAUGCCAUCAUUGCAUGCGAUCUCAAUGGAACUAUUUGUGCAUGGAACGACGGUGCACAGUCCAUCUUUGGCAUCUCUGCUAAACAAUCCUUGGGCAAGGAUCUUAAUCGGCUUUCACUUGGUCAGACUUUUCUUUCAACUUCAUCCGAUACAACUAGAGCAUCAAUACCCGCAGACCAUGCAUUAUACCCCUCAACACCUGAUCAGAUUCGAGCCCUACAACACUCGUGCAUCAAACGAGUUGUCACAAGGACACAGAAGGAUGGCCCUCACCUCUUCCUAGAAUCUAUAUCAGCUCUCUUUAAACAAAAGGAAGGCGUUGAUAUCCAUAUCAUCAGCCGCGAUGGUGAUGUCAAUAGUCACUACAGCCACAGCCACAUUAGCGCAGUCGCAACUGUCGAGGCAGAGCCUUCGCGGGUGCUCGUUGGCUACUCCGUCAUCCUCACCGAUCUGUCGGUGCUCUCGACUCAAAUGCCUGCGCUAGCUCUCUCGCCUCUCAACUGCCCGCAGCCACCUCUAUCCUCACCUUCUAUCCCCCCAUCUUCUCAUCCUGAAGUUGUAUCACCCCUACCGUUAUCAUCACUACCAUCAGUGCCAUUGCAACCACCCACACCACGAGCCGUUGAAUUCACUCUGACCUCGAGGCCUGUCGACUCUUCGAUCUCUCCUUUCACCGCUUCAGUAACAGCAGCAACAUCACUAGCAGCAACUGCUGCUUCAAUGGUUUCAUUCUCUUCACCUGUAUUUACAUCUUCAUCUCCUUCUAUACCACCCUAUUCACCUUUCAGUCAUGCUACAACAGAAUACAUGUCCUCAGAGACAGGAGCGAAUGAGAAGGAAAAAACUUUUAUUACGCUAGAUAAUAGCAUGGUAAUAACAGGAGUGGUAGGGACAACCCCAACAAGGCCCACAUUGUCCACUCGCGAGUAUUCGACUGAUUCGGGUUUUGAUGAACGAUCAUCAGCUACGAAACCAACAAAUAUGACAAGCGGUCCUGUACCAGUUGCGACAGCUCUCUCAGCUGACAGUACUAGCAAUAACGAUGUUAUGCUUAUGUCCAUGUCGCAGAUUCAUACUUCAGAUCGCCUCCAUGGAUCUGCUGCGUUGUCUGUUCCAAGUCGUAGCAACAGCAUAUCCUUGCCUAUUGAGCCCUCAGACACGCCUUCAAGCAUGAUGCGUUCAAUGUCCGGAGCAGGGACAGGAGCCGCGUCGAUGCGAUCAAUAUCUUUGGGCCAUCUCUUGCCCUUUCAUCAUUCCUUUCCUCAGAGUACAAUUUUUCAACGACCUCGAGCUCUUUCGAUUUCAGCAACUGCCAUCUCUUCUACUUCUUCUGGAGCUCAAUUGUCCGUUUCCAUGUCCUCAUCACCUGAUAAGAGUCGAUUGAAUAUCCAUCACAACUCACUGGCUCUGUUGUCAAAUAAUAAUAAUAAUAAUAAUAAUAAUAAUAAUAACAAUAACAAUAACAAUAACAAUAACAAUAACAAUAACAAUAACAAUAACAACAAUAGCAGCCAUCUCUAUACUAAUAACGACAGCAUCCAUCCUUUUCACACUCUCAGCAAUAAUUAUCAACAUCAAAGCUCUUUGUCAUCAUCUGGAGAUAUACGACAACACCAGCAGCAGCAACAACGGCAUCAGGAGCGAUAUUGGGAUGACUCCUAUUUUAUGUAUUUGGCACCGAUUGCGACGAGUCUGCUGACCUGUCAUGGGGACCAUUUCUUUGAUGUAGUUUGUGAGGAACUAGCGGUGAAUUUGGGGGUCAAGUACGCAUUUAUCUCUCAGCUGUUCAUACAUCAAUCCACAUGCCUUUCAAGGAUAUCUGGCAGAUUGCACAAUCCAAGACAAAGUGACAUUUUUGGAUGCCAAUCUGGCAGAUAAGUAUCAGGAUGUGGCCGAAUGUUUGAUGGAUCGCACGAUCGAAUCCUAUGUGGGAAUGCGUCUUGAGACAGCUCAAGGUGAGAUUGUUGGAAUCAUUGGGGUUAUCCAUGAUCGUCCAUUGACUGAACACGACGGAAGGGUUGUAAAGAUGAUCCUGGAUCAAGUUGGUAUUCGUGUUGCCAAUGAGCUGGAUCGAUUGAAGGUCGAGGCUAAUCUGAUUUAUGCUCGCGAUGUGGCUGAAUCGACUGCAAAGAACAAGACCAAGUUCUUGGCAGACAUGUCUCAUGAGAUCAGAAACCCAAUGAAUGCU